Molecule: messenger RNA, 935 nt
Organism: Cynara cardunculus var. scolymus (artichoke)
Lineage: Eukaryota; Viridiplantae; Streptophyta; Magnoliopsida; Asterales; Asteraceae
Product: proteasome subunit beta type-3-A
Exons: 7
Coding region: 96-710 (204 amino acids)
Biological process (GO): proteasome-mediated ubiquitin-dependent protein catabolic process
Cellular component (GO): proteasome core complex, beta-subunit complex; proteasome core complex
Source: RefSeq, a predicted model, not a curated record
GCGCUGAAGURCUCGAAUUCAGAAAUCUGAUCUGCAACUCCCGAAUCUCCUUUGAAGCUAAUCGAAUCGUAUUUCUUCUUCUCGAUCUCUCUCUGAUGUCGAUUUUUGAGUACAAUGGGAGCGCCCUGGUGGCGAUGGUAGGUAAGAAUUGCUUUGCUAUUGCUAGUGAUCGCCGUUUGGGGGUUCAACUCCAGACUAUAUCCACAGACUUCCAAAGAAUUUUCAAGAUUCAUGACAAGCUUUUUCUGGGUCUCUCUGGUCUGGGCAGUGACGCCCAAACGCUUUAUCAGCGACUUGUAUUUCGCCACAAACUGUAUCAGCUACGGGAAGAAAGAGUUAUGAAGCCUGAGACUUUUGCCAGUCUUGUCUCUGCUGUUUUGUAUGAGAAAAGGUUUGGUCCUUAUUUCUGCCAACCUGUAAUUGCUGGUUUGGGAGAUGAUGACAAGCCGUUCAUUUGCACAAUGGACUCAAUUGGAGCAAAAGAGCUCGCAAAAGAUUUUGUGGUGGCUGGAACAGCCUCAGAGUCUCUUUAUGGUGCUUGUGAGUCCAUGUUCAAGCCUGACAUGGAACACGAGGAGCUGUUUGAGACCAUCUCCCAAGCGCUUUUAUCAUCAGUAGAUCGUGAUUGUUUGAGUGGUUGGGGAGGACAUGUCUACGUUGUCACACCAACCGAAGUGACCGAAAGAAUCUUGAAAGGUAGAAUGGAUUAAGCUUCUUGAUGAACCAUUUGGCUUUCGGAUCUGAAGUUGGUGAGUAUUGUCGUAAGCUUCGAUGUUAUUUAUGUUGGUGUCCUGUAGCUUAUUUCAGAAGUUUGUUUUAGGCUUUUGGCUUGAAAACUUWACCAAAUUCCAGACUUUCAUGUCAUCUUCAUUUCUCUCUAAGAAUGUGUUCUUUUAAUGGUUUAUCKCGGGGCUUAAACAUGAUGAAACCAAAUC